This is a messenger RNA of Mollisia scopiformis, 1844 nucleotides long. RefSeq lists its product as uncharacterized. The record is from RefSeq and is a predicted model, not a curated record. Gene Ontology annotation, molecular function: histone H3K56 acetyltransferase activity. Bases 58 to 1683 code for a protein of 541 amino acids. Gene Ontology annotation, biological process: DNA damage response. NCBI's taxonomy places the organism in Eukaryota, Fungi, Ascomycota, Leotiomycetes, Helotiales, Mollisiaceae. Gene Ontology annotation, cellular component: nucleus. The transcript is spliced from 2 exons.
GUUCAAUUUUCACAUUUGAUUGACUAUGAGCUCGAUAUUUUGGCAUGUUAUUUGAUCAUGGCUGCUCAUGAACGGCCGUCUACCAAAGCAUCCAUUGGAACAACAUUGCUUCAAAAAUUUGCUACUGUUUUGCCUUUGGGCGCCAGCUUCAAAGCCUAUCACCUCUCUACCCCUCCGUCUCGAACCUCUGCAAUCUAUUCUGCCCCUCCAGGAGCUCGUCCUGAUCGAACGUACUGUGAAAGUCACUUCCUAGCCGUCUCAAUUCGAACACCUGCCAAAGAUGGUGCCGAUUCAAAGGAGGUGUUAGCUUUUGCGAUCGAGAUCCUCAUUUAUUCGACGGCAUACGACACAACGUUCUUUGUAUCCAAGGCAGACUCGACCGGAUUCCUGCAUCACUUGGGUCUGCCAGAGAAGGCUCCGUCCCCAAUCCGAGACAUCAGUGCGACCUUCUUACGACAUCUCGUCCAGACACAUCAAAGGCCGAACGUUCGCAGCGUUGUAUCUCUUUUUGCCCGAGCACAGGACCAAUACCUCUUUCCUGGAAGUGUUGAAUACAGCGGUAAACAUGUGCUAGAUGACAGAGGGUUGGUGCGUUGGUGGUGCAAAGUCUUGGAUCCAUUGCUAGAAGAGUCCAAAGCGCUGCAAGAAACACAAUGGGACGUUAUCAAGGGAUACCUUGUGGUUCCUGGACUCGACAACCACGAGACACAUUCAUAUCUCCCAAGAAGUACACCUAUCAACAAGUCGUGGACAGUUGGUCAUCCACUCUCAACUAUUUCCAGGCAUUCGGACGCGCCGCCGAGAUGCCUCAUCCCUCACUUCCCCGAUGAUCCCAAAUCGCGAUAUCUGGAUGAGCUUGAUGACGAGAUCACGGAGGGACGGGGCAAGAAUAGUGGUCAGUGGAAGAGCGUGAAGACCAUAGAUCAAUUCUGGGACAUGAUGGCUUUCCGACAAGAAUGCUCAGCCGGAAGGUUGGUUGGGUUCAUAUGGAUAGUGUUUUCACCAAAGGCCCAGCGUGAUCCGAACGCAUCUGUUCUUGGCGAUAGUCAAACAUCGGACUUGAGUGUGGAUAGCCAGACGGACAUCGAAUCUAGCCAACCUGGAUUGGCUUCUUCCCCACUUACUUCGUUCACCGCCUCAAGUCAAGUAUAUCCAACAAGCUCGCCAUUGAAGCAACGUGCCUUCGAGGAAUUCGAAUCACAGCAAUCAUCGAAGCCGCGGUCUCCCAAGGAAAAGAAGAAGAAGAAGCUGACUGGGCCUAUCAUUUCGAGGCAACCAAGAAUAAAGACCGAAAACAAGAACUACCUCCUUGACAGACUUGAGAAUACUGCUUACUAUGCUUGGCCAGCUGAAGGCCGAGCCCAAAUCAUUGUUGACGAAUUAGACUACAAGCGCGUCACCGAACUUCUUCUUCGUCUCGACUUUGCGAACCUUGAGCUUGCGACCUCCAGCUCAAAUAGAUGGAUCAACGAAGUUCGCUCUGAAGCUUGGGGAGAGAUGAGAGAUGCUUGGGGUCAGGUCGUCACUGGUACCAGGCCUGUUCAGACUCGGACCGAGACUGUUGGAUCGAGUGUCAAUUCCCUCAACAUGGGUCUUAUGAGGAAGAAGCGAAAAGGCGACGAGUCAAAAACAACGAGUGAAAGCUGUGCGCCUCAAGUUAAUGUUCUCUCGGUAGUAUACUAGUGUUCGGUGGCUCGGUGCCUAAGGGCGAACUGGGUGGCAUAUGGACGUCUUCGCACUUAGCCAUAUGGCUCCCCGACACCCUCGUCUUUUGUAAAUUUGCCAUCCAUAUGGUAUUCAGUCAAAUAGUCGAUACCUAUUUUUACCCCUCGGACGAUAAUUAU